Punica granatum (pomegranate) is the source of this 1772-nucleotide messenger RNA. The record is from RefSeq and is a predicted model, not a curated record. NCBI's taxonomy places the organism in Eukaryota, Viridiplantae, Streptophyta, Magnoliopsida, Myrtales, Lythraceae.
AGGGCAAGGAUGGAAACCUACGCAAUUUGAGGCGGCACCCCGUGCUAUUAAAUGAGGGGGUUAUGCAGGGUGGCUGUUCGUCGAAUAGAUACGAAAGUUAAUCUAAAUCUCUUCCUUUUCUCCCGAAAGUCUCUGAAGCCUUUUCAAAUCUCUUCAAGAUGCAAAUCUUCGUAAAGACCCUUACUGGUAAGACCAUUACCCUUGAGGUUGAGAGCUCCGACACCAUCGAUAAUGUAAAGGCCAAGAUCCAGGACAAGGAGGGAAUUCCCCCGGACCAGCAGAGGCUCAUCUUUGCUGGUAAGCAGCUCGAAGAUGGCCGCACCUUGGCCGAUUAUAACAUCCAGAAAGAGUCCACACUCCACCUGGUCCUCCGGUUGAGGGGUGGCAUGCAAAUUUUUGUGAAGACCCUCACCGGUAAGACCAUCACGCUCGAGGUAGAGAGCUCUGAUACAAUUGACAAUGUUAAGGCCAAGAUUCAAGACAAGGAAGGAAUCCCCCCGGACCAGCAGAGGUUGAUUUUUGCUGGGAAGCAACUCGAGGACGGAAGAACUCUUGCUGACUAUAACAUUCAGAAGGAGUCCACCCUCCACUUGGUGCUUCGUCUGCGGGGAGGAAUGCAGAUCUUUGUGAAGACCCUGACCGGGAAAACCAUCACCCUUGAGGUGGAGAGCUCCGACACCAUAGACAAUGUCAAGGCCAAGAUCCAGGAUAAGGAGGGGAUUCCCCCAGACCAGCAGAGGCUCAUCUUUGCAGGGAAGCAGCUCGAGGAUGGGAGGACCCUCGCAGAUUAUAACAUCCAGAAGGAGUCCACCCUUCACCUGGUCCUCCGCUUGAGGGGAGGCAUGCAGAUCUUUGUUAAGACCCUGACAGGGAAGACAAUCACCCUGGAGGUUGAGAGCUCGGACACCAUUGACAAUGUCAAGGCGAAAAUUCAGGACAAGGAGGGGAUCCCACCGGACCAGCAGAGACUUAUCUUUGCCGGCAAGCAGCUUGAGGAUGGUAGGACCCUUGCCGACUACAACAUUCAAAAGGAGUCCACUCUUCACCUGGUCCUCCGUUUGAGAGGAGGCAUGCAGAUCUUCGUCAAGACCCUGACCGGGAAGACGAUCACUUUGGAGGUUGAGAGCUCAGACACUAUUGACAAUGUUAAGGCGAAAAUUCAGGACAAGGAGGGUAUUCCCCCGGACCAGCAGAGGCUGAUCUUUGCUGGGAAGCAGCUUGAGGAUGGGAGAACCCUUGCUGACUACAACAUUCAGAAGGAGUCGACCCUUCACUUGGUGCUCCGUCUUAGGGGUGGCAUGCAAAUCUUUGUGAAGACCUUGACUGGGAAGACCAUCACCUUGGAGGUCGAGAGUUCUGAUACCAUCGAUAAUGUCAAGUCAAAGAUUCAGGACAAGGAGGGCAUCCCCCCGGAUCAGCAGAGGCUGAUCUUCGCUGGGAAGCAACUUGAAGAUGGUCGCACCCUUGCAGACUAUAACAUCCAGAAGGAGUCGACCCUCCACCUUGUCCUCCGUCUCCGUGGUGGUUUCUAGGUUUGUCUAAUGGGUUGCAGGUUGAUCGAGUCCUUAUCAAAUCGUGAGGUGGUUAUGCUUGGUUUAUUCUCGGUUGCGAAUUGGAUUAAAAUGAAUUGAGUUGGUAAGACUCUUCAGCAUUAUGGUGAAUGAUAUUAGGCAGUUCUGAAUAAAGCUCUCUUCUAUGUAUAUGCAUCUGUCUAUGCAAGAUAUUCAAUGGCUGCUCUAUAUUUAUAUUGAUGUUUUGUUGCUCUGCUGAUA